GAGAAUUGGUUGGAAAAUUAAUGAACUCGUUUUUCCAUGGAUGCCAAAUGUUGAUCAUUUGAAUUUUUCUUAUAUGUUUUACCUCCCUGUUUCUCCCAUUUCAUGUUUCCGUCCUGGAAUGUUUUGGAUACUUGGCCAUCUCUUUCUAACUCACCCCGGGGACCCCCUUUUUGUGUGUGUUUUUUACAUAUUUCUUGAUUGGUUUUGUUGUCUAUCUACCCAGUUAUCUAGUUUAACAAGCUGUCUAUAUAUCUCUAUAUAUGUACAUUUUUGUGCGACAUUUUGUUGUGAUAUUUCUGCCACAAAUGCGCGUACGUGAAAUAUAGACGGGAAAGGAGAGAGGAAUUUUUACUUGGCUGCGAUAAGUUAAAGUGAAAUGGCAGAGACCAGUUCACUUCUUCUUAUCGUUGUUCUUUUAAUCCUGAGAGAGUGGGCUGUUUCUCUAUCCAUAGGCCGCUAUCGGGAGCAUUUGCUGCUGUUUUUUUCUUUUUUCUUUUUUUUUUUGUUCUUUUUUUUCUUCUUUUUCUAUUUUUAUUUUUAUUUAUUUUUACUUAUUUUAUUCUGAUAGUUAUUUAUUAUAUUUUACAUUCCCUUUCCCACCUUUGACAAACGAAUAAAGUAGAUCGUUGGUGGGGUGACUCGCUGCGAACGUGCUGGUAUAUAUUUUAUGAGCAAUGAUGAUGCACUGUUUGUUGCCUUGCAUUAUCACCUCACCUAAAUACUUCAUCCUCGACUCCUGAGAGCUUCAAAAAGCUAGCUUACCACACCGAUAUCCCAACAGAACUCAUAGACCAAGCAUUGACAAACAACAGGCCUUGACUUCCACUAACUACUACUACUACUACUACUGCGGAGAAGGAGUUACAUACAAGCAAUGUGGCGCGCGCUUCACCGCAGCGGGAGCUCGAAGCUCACCACCACCCCCAGCGCUGCCGCAUCAAUGUUGUCGCAGUCAUUAUCCCGCCCAUAUUUCCUUACCCGGACUCUAUCGACCGUUACCACUAACCUGAAUCAAACUCUUAAAACCAAUACCGCAUCGACUCUCCGCUCCUUACCCUCGCGACGGCACCCCGUUCGCAUCCCGCCUCCGAACUCCGCACCCGCACAGUUCCCCAUCCCCCUCCACUCGCGCCAGCUAUCCUCUCCCUCGCACGCACACUGGCGAUCGGGUCUUGCGCGGGGAGCGAGAAGCCCGUGGGAUCCGCACCCUAUAGCCCGUCGACAGAUACCACCAGCAUCAGGCCCAGCGUCCGCGACUUAUUAUACCAGCAAUACCCCCCCUCCCCGCACCACCAGCAACAAUCCCCCCCUCCUCCGCUCCCAGAGAGCACCCAGUCACCACCGCCUCUGCCACCGCCUCCGCCUCCACCAACCACUCAAACAGUUGCGCGCGUUCUCGCAAUCUCAGCAGCAGAGGCGUGAUGGGAAUUACAAAUACCGGAGCUUUGAGGGGCGCGGCGGUGGAUAUGGCGGGGGCGAAGGAACGGGGCCGGGGCCAUGGGGGAAUAGCCGCCUCACGUACUUUUGGGCGCAAUAUCGGUAUAUGAUUGUCGGGGGCGGGGCGGCGGUGGUGGGGUUCUACGUGUGGAAUUUGGAUGUUGUUCCGAUGACCGGCCGGCGCCGUUUCAACUGCAUUUCCAACGAGAUGGAGAUGCAAUUCGGCAAACAGACGUACGAGAUGAUCUUGCAGGAAUAUCGAGGCCAAUUCCUACCCGAGUCUCAUCACCUCGUCAGAUAUGUCGACAGUGUCUUUCGCAAGUUGAUCCUCUCCGGCCAGCCGCAGCUGGGCGAAGAAGAUGCCCUGCUUAAGAAUCUGAAGUGGAAGGUGCAUGUGAUUAACUCGUCGGAGAUGAAUGCAUUUGUGUUGCCGGGUGGAAACGUCUUCGUGUUCACGGGCAUUUUACCCAUCUGCCGAGAUAGGGACGGUCUCGCUGCCGUCCUGGGACAUGAAAUCGCACACGUCCUCGCCCACCACCCGGCCGAGCGCAUGAGUUCGAGUAUCAUCGUGAUCGUCGCCGCGUUGGCAGCAUCGAUGCUGUUUGACGUGUCGCAAAACCUGUCGUCGGCGAUUUUGAAUUUGAUGCUUGCUUUGCCGAAUUCGAGGACGCAGGAGUCUGAGGCGGAUGAGAUUGGACUCAUGAUGAUGGCAAAGAGCUGUUUUAAACCUGAAGCUGCGGUUGGAUUAUGGAGCCGGAUGCACCGGGCAGAGAAGGCAGUGCCUUCCCAGAUAUUGUCGACGCAUCCUUCUAGCCGGAGACGGAUGGAGGCAAUUCAGAAAUGGCUCCCGCAAGCAAAUACCGUGUAUGAUGACAGCGGAUGUGGAGUUACAGAGCGAUAUGCCGAGAGUUUUGGACAGGCAAUCGGGUCUUUCUGGUAGAGCAGCGUGUGUAUAACAUAUGAAUUGGAUAUCUAUUUGGCAUCUCCAGAUAAUGUGUACGAUAAGUCGACAAUAGUUGCAAUUUAAUGCUAAAGCGGUAAUCAUUGCAGGCA
Molecule: messenger RNA, 2490 nt
Organism: Blastomyces gilchristii SLH14081
Lineage: Eukaryota; Fungi; Ascomycota; Eurotiomycetes; Onygenales; Ajellomycetaceae
Product: mitochondrial inner membrane metallopeptidase Oma1
Exons: 9
Coding region: 875-2377 (500 amino acids)
Biological process (GO): protein quality control for misfolded or incompletely synthesized proteins; mitochondrial protein processing
Cellular component (GO): mitochondrial inner membrane
Molecular function (GO): metalloendopeptidase activity
Source: RefSeq, a predicted model, not a curated record